GCCCCACACAUCCGGAUGAGCAGAGCCCAGCCUGCGGCGAUGAGAACUUCCAUUGGGACCGCCCCGCCCCGCCAAAAGUGUCAGUCAGGCGUCAGGUGUCGCAGUGUACCCGAGCGCCGCGUCCCCAGGAGCCUGCAACGGCGGCGCGACGCAGAGUCAAGAGAUCGUGUUUCUGGUGCGCGGGUCUCACGGCCGCGCCUACUCUCGAGGACUGGACCGACGGCGCCUCACUUCUACGGAGAGGCAACCCGAGAGUAGGCCAGUCCGAUGGGUUGCCUAUACAUGCAGGCGGGCGGGCGGAGCGGCGACCCGGCGGACUGGAGCACGGAGCACACGGAGCCGGGAGGGAAGUCACGGGCGGUAACGCGCCUGGGCUUCACGGCAUGGAUGGGAAAUAUUGCGGUUUAAAAAAAAAAAAAAGUACGCCUCCUAAAGAAACAGUCGUUUUCCCGCCUCCUCUAAAAGCGAAUAUGAAUCUGUGUCGAGGACCGACGGAGACGGACGACAACGAUAGAGUUUGUUUUCCUUUACUUCUGAAACCUUACUGAAAUUGUCGAAAAUGGUUGUUGGGGCCUUUCCCGUCGUUAAACUAGGGGCAUUACUGCUUAAGCAGUUAAGCAAACCUAUCGCAAAUUUUUCAAAGCAGAGAGCGAAGAACAACUAUUUCUUCAGAACAUACAUUUGCAUGCCUCCUGCACAGUUUUACAACUGGUGUGAAAUAAAGACCAAAAUGUGGGUAAUGAACUUAGGAAAGCCUGUCAAUGUACCCCAGCUCAAUGAGGCAAUGGCCAUUGAGCUUGGUGCAAAUAUGCUGGGAGAAACAAUUGUGUUUUCCAUAGCAGCUGGUAUCUUAUACUUUGAGUAUGCAAGACAGGUUCAAAAAGAAUUGGACAAAGAAAAGGCUCGCCAGGAGGAACUAAGUCAGUUAAAUUAUACUAUUCAAAAUAUGUACUUCACGGUUGAACGGCAAGAUUCUCAAAUUCGAGAACUGCUUCAAUCGGUAUCUGAUCUGGAAAAAAGACAUGCAUUCUUGCCUAAGAGAAAAAAGAAUGAGCCACAGCCACCUCCCCCUGUUCCACCUCUAGUUCUUCCUCCCACACCUCUUGUAACAGGACCUCCGAAAGGUGUUCAAGAACAAAAUCCUCCUAGCUCAUCAUCACCUAACAAAGGAAAUCAUCCAAUUGUAUCUAACCCACACCAAAACUCAUCUGUGAUAUCAGGAGCCAUGACAAUACUAGAAAAUGAAUUUCUCCCUGAAAAACCAUCUAGAUACGAAAAUGGAUUAGUUAUGAAAGCUGUAGAGUAUGCUCAGCAUGAAUUGUUUAGACAUCCUCAGAGUUCAACUCAGAGAGCUUAUUAGGAGAAUAUUUGUACUUGGGUAAGAUGAAUGAUGACAGGCAUGACACUGGAUUGCUGUUCAAUUCUUUCAUCAAUUUAGUAAGUGAGAAAAUUUUGUUCAGUGCGACAGUGGGCUAUGGGAUGGGCAUACAUGAUACGUAAUCCAUUGUCUUGUUUGAUUUUUCAAUAUGGCGUUUUCAAUUGUCGACCUUGGUGUGAACAAUUGUAUAAUUAAUUUAUGCAGUCAUCAGAUUUUGCACCACACCUAUUAGAAUUUCAAUUGUGUAACGGAUGGUUUCCUGUCUUAAGUCCUGUGCUUAAGGUCAAGUUCAUAUACAUACAAAAAGUACAUCUUGUGGCAAUUUGUUACCAUCAGAUAGUGCUUCAAGUCUGUCAGCACUUCAUGAUAACCUUUUACAAAAUAUGAUCACCUUCUGAUUACUUUACUUAUUACUUUAUCUGGACUAUAGUGCAUGUUGGCUCAUGUUAACAUCUGGUUUGUGAUACUAUUUUACUUUGUAAUAUAUUGUACAUAAUUGUAA
Messenger RNA from Frankliniella occidentalis (western flower thrips), 1880 nucleotides. RefSeq names its product putative OPA3-like protein CG13603. Lineage: Eukaryota; Metazoa; Arthropoda; Insecta; Thysanoptera; Thripidae. Gene Ontology annotation, cellular component: mitochondrion. Gene Ontology annotation, biological process: regulation of lipid metabolic process. The coding region runs from base 560 to 1360 and encodes 266 amino acids. The record is from RefSeq and is a predicted model, not a curated record. The transcript is spliced from 5 exons.